This is a messenger RNA of Iphiclides podalirius (scarce swallowtail), 528 nucleotides long. NCBI's taxonomy places the organism in Eukaryota, Metazoa, Arthropoda, Insecta, Lepidoptera, Papilionidae. The record is from the annotation of a GenBank genome assembly.
AUGCGUUGCGAUCUAUGCUCGACGCACCCCCGCGGUCGCAUCUGCACCCAUGGGAGUUCCCGUUGCACCCGUGGCAGCGCGUACAUGCUGACUUUGCAGACAGUGGGGGGAAACGGUUUUGCGGAAAAUGCCGUCAAAACUAUUAAAAAAACAAUAAAAAGAGCACUGUACGAAGGCGAGGAUCUUAACGCGACUCUUAUUAAAUUCCUUUUAGAAUAUCGCAACUGUGAGCACGCAACGACAGGCGUCUCACCGGCGGUGGCACUACAGGGCAGGAGGCUGCGCGGCCGGCUGGACGCACUGCGGCCAGACGUGGUGGCCGCAGUGUGCUCUAAGCAAGAGCAGCAGGUAGCACGCACCGCCGGCGCACAUAGGGAGUUUCGCGUGGGGGAUGCGGUCGCACGUGACUACAGAACGAAGGGAAGCAAGUGGGCUGAAGCUAUAAUUGUUAAGAAGACGGGACCGGUCUCUUAUAAAGUCGACUUAGGAAAUGGUGUAGAGUGGCGUAGAAAUGUUGACCAAGUUACG